AUGUCCGACCCCUUCUCAGUCGCCGGCAGCGCUGUCGGGGUCAUUUCUCUCGGUCUGCAGGUUUGCAGUAAAAUUGUCAGCUAUACUCAAGCCGUGCGGGGUCAAAACGAUGACAUUCAAAAUCUUGCCAGCAAAGCUGCGAAUAUUCGCUCAUCGCUGAAACAAUUACGCGAACUGAUCGAAGAGACGAGGGAUAAUUCACCUGAUUUUGCAGAUGACCUCGAGGCCCAGGCGUUUGGUCUUAAGGCGAACGUGGAGAAGCUGCGUACGAAGAUCGAACAAUACAAGCCUGUUGUAACCGAGAGUUUACAGAACAAGGCUAGAUCUACUUUGAAAAGGGUCAUCUAUCCGUUGAAAAAAGAAGCGCUCUUCGAAAUCGGGGAUUGCCUGGAUGGUAUGCAGGCGACUCUACGGACGGCAUUGACCAUCUCUACGGCGCGAAAUAUACACAGAUUUGAGUUGAAGCAGGAUAGCUUCGAUGUUAAACAAGAUCAACUCCUAGAGGAAAUGAAAACGCUCCAGCUUGCCCUCACAAACUCAUCUCUUCAAAGUGUCCUCCAACAACCACCUUCCCGAGUCAAACAAUUUUGUGAUCAGCUUAGCGACCAGAGUUGGCUAGGACCACUUCCUCCGGCCCAGCGGAAGCUUCAUGCCAAACAAGUGAAAAAGCGCUAUACAUAUCGCAGUACUUGGCUGGGGUUCCUUGUUACUGGGACUUUCUCUCUUUCUUCUGGAUCCGGUGCAUUUUCAAUAGCUCCAUCGCUGAAAGUUUCCGCUGUUGUUGAGGACAAGAGCUGGUCAGGCACGAUGUUUGGAUCCAGGUUUUCACCGAACGGAGAACCUAGAGUGAACGUUUGGAGACGCAUUGAAUAUUUCAUCCAGCAAUCUCAAUAUGCCUUUUCGGCAGGGAAUGCUGCCCCUACUGACAUAGCCCCACUUUGUUUUGGUUUUAUCUUUUAUCGUGAGAACUUCCCGGCUGUCUGUAAAUUCAUCAAAUACAUGCUCAGCUGCGGCGCUACCCUUGAAUAUGACAGUCCCCUUUCACUGUCUCGAGCUUUAUGUAACGCAUAUCUUUGGACCGAAGAGGAGUUCAUGUUCACCCGGCAUAUCAUAGAAAUGGAGGGUCCAAUAAACCGGCCCCCGGAUUCAUGGACCGCAAAAAGAAACAUGCAAGAGAUUCUACGAAGGGAUGAGGAUUGCAUCGACCUUCCAGCUGCAUAUAUAGCAGUCCUUCGAGAGUCAUAUGAAGAUUUGCGAAAAAUCAUCAAAUCAAAAAUAGGAUUGCCAGACAACGAUAUCCACGGAGUUUCUUUGCUUCAGUCGGCAAUGGGUUGGCCAGCGGGAGUAAGACUGCUGCUGGAAGAAGGAUCAAACACAAAAUUACCUAUACAGUACUAUUGCGGAUUCAAUGGGAUCACCGAUGAAGAUCACGAAAUUGACAAAUAUAUCGACCCAUGCAAAAUUUUACUCGAAGCGGGAUACACCUUUUCGGCCAGUGACACUUUCAUGACUGGAUCGGAUAAACUGAAAGUUGUCUUUCUGCACGAACUUGCCAAACGGCGGAGUAGUCUAUUGGAGAUAGCGAACGCACGAUUCCAUCCCUCUGAGCUCUCCGAUAUCAGGAAAGGAGAAACUGGUCUUCCCGACGCGCAGGCUUAUCGAAUUUGCGCUGCCUUGAUGAGGAAGGGAAUUGAUGUGGGCCAUUCCCUGAGGGCGGUUGAGGGCGAAUGUCUUCAUGUUCUGACAGCGCCGUUGGAUAUCUUGAAGAAAGCAUAUGAGCUUGGAUUUACCGAUGUAACUCAACGACCUCCACGAGGCUGUACGCCACUAGAGCUCUACUGCUCUCAUGGUGGCAAGCCAGAAGUGAUUGACUGGCUUAUUUCCAAAGGCGCGAAUCCGUUCGAAAGGCUUCCUAGAUCAAAUACGACAGUGACUCAUCUACUAUCUUCGGAGAUGGCUAUCCGCCUUGAAAUUGAUCUUUACUAUGGGCGAACCAAAGAUAUCACUCGCGAGGCGGCGGCCUUUCGCAAUUUUCUUCAGGUCCUCAUCGAAUACAAUCAGUCAAGUUCCCAGGCCUGCCGCUCAAUUAUCAGGAGUCUUACAUUUGACGGACUAGGGCUGAGCCAUAGCUGCUGCACCGAGCUCGGCUAUUUAGAUCCCUGGCUACGUGCCAGAGAGGAAUGUGAGCUUUUUGAUAUCAUGGAGGAGCAAAAGGAGCAAGCAGAAUGCUUGGAGGGCCUUGUGGCGGAAUUUGAAUCUAAGUUUGAUGCCUACGGGCUUCCUUUGAUGGAUUUCCUGCAGGGGGUUUGGUAUGAACGGAUGAUAAGAUUCAUUUCACACCGCGACCCUUUCGAUCCAGGGCAUCACGAAGAAGUGGGGAAGCUUGGUGUUUCUCUGGAGAUGGAUGAUGUUGAGAUACCCCUCGUUGUGCAAUAUAUUUGUGACCAAGUAAGGGUGGUCGAGGACGACUCUGACAGCUCUUGA
This is a messenger RNA of Penicillium cosmopolitanum, 2484 nucleotides long. RefSeq names its product ankyrin repeat domain-containing protein. NCBI's taxonomy places the organism in Eukaryota, Fungi, Ascomycota, Eurotiomycetes, Eurotiales, Aspergillaceae. The record is from RefSeq and is a predicted model, not a curated record. Gene Ontology annotation, molecular function: protein binding. Bases 1 to 2484 code for a protein of 827 amino acids. The transcript is spliced from 6 exons.